AUGGAGUCAAUGAAGAUGAAGCUUAUGGUGGUGUUGAUGGUGGCUAUUGUGGCUUUCUCAGCCGUAGGAAAUGUGGCGGCUCAGACGGCAGAGUCUCCAGCUCCAAGUCCUACUUCUGAUGCUGCUGCUAUGUUUGUCCCAGCUUUGUUUGCAUCUGUUGCUGCUUUGGCAUCUGGAUUCACUUUACACUGGCUACGUCCAGACCAACUUAUCAUGCCAUCUAAGUAA
Eruca vesicaria subsp. sativa (arugula) is the source of this 228-nucleotide messenger RNA. NCBI's taxonomy places the organism in Eukaryota, Viridiplantae, Streptophyta, Magnoliopsida, Brassicales, Brassicaceae. The record is from the annotation of a GenBank genome assembly.